Molecule: messenger RNA, 995 nt
Organism: Pararge aegeria (speckled wood butterfly)
Lineage: Eukaryota; Metazoa; Arthropoda; Insecta; Lepidoptera; Nymphalidae
Exons: 1
Source: RefSeq, a predicted model, not a curated record
CUCUAUUUCCUAUAACUUUUUCAUAAUAUAUAUACAUAUAUUUUUGAUCCUUUUCUCUUUCUUCUGUAGGUUAUCUAAUUUCCUUCACUCACAUAUACUGUUUGCUGUGUUUCAGGGCGAAGUGCUAUAAAAUGGUGCCAACAAUGCUAACCAGAAGAGCGGCUGCAUUGCAAGAGCAAUUAAAACUUAAAAAUGCCCUCAGUGAACUAAAGUCACUGAAACAACUAAAUACUGAUUUAAUGAGGGAACAAGAUGACAGUGAAGUGGAACUGAGAUCAAUUAUUGCCAAGAACUCCCAGCUAAAGGGUGAACUAGCUGACCUACAUAGCGCUCACACUCUGGUCUUAGAGGAGCGCAACCAACUCCAGGAGGCAGUGCAUUCUUUUAACCAAUGCAUAUCUACUUAUGAUGAAGCUUUAGGAAGAAUUACUAUGUUGGAGGGUGAAUUAUGUAGCGCACAUAAAACUAUUGAUGACCUUCAGUCACAAUUACAAAAUGUUGAAAUGCAAUCAACAAAUAACUUGUAUGAUGAACUACUUACUUCAUCCUCAACAAUGCCAGUGUGCAUCGAUCUGACUUGUGAUAGCCCUUGUGUUAAAAAAACCAAGCCUCAAAUAGAUCUCCCCUUUUUAAAUAGCCACAAUAAAAUAAAAAAAUACAUUAGAAUUAGUAAAAUAAUAAAAAAAACUCAAAAAUUAGUAAAAAACCAGAAGAAAAGCAGUGAAAACCUGAUACUAAGAAAAGAACGUUCAGUUUUGUUAAAUAAGUUAAAUACCUUUUCUCUUUCUUUUCAAAGUAGCAGGGAAAAAUAUGAGAGUGAAAUCCAAACCUUAAAUGAUGUUAUUCAACAGCUGGAAGACUCACUUAAAACUAUGACUAUUAAAUAUGAGCUGUCAAAAAAGCAGAUUGAUGAACAAAUUCUGGCAGCUGAUGAGUUGUUAGCUCUAGGUACCUACAAUAUGGCUCGUUUUGAGUCAUUGGCAAAUAAAUGUCAA